AGAGCCACACUGGCGCGCCUUUCCAAACCUCGAGGGCGGCGGAGGAGGAGAGGCUCGCGCCGGAGGUUCUGGGGGCGGAGCCACGUCCGGAGGAAGAGGAGGGGCGUGCUCUACUGGAGAGACGAUUGGGUAGUUUCGGGUUUGGUAGCGUACGGGAGUCUUUCCUACAAGGAAAAAGAGCCUCAUAUUCAACAACCUUAAAUUUCAAAUAAAAAUUACACCACACCCAGAAUAUAGAACCCAAGCUACACUCUGGGGGUGUGUACACACUUGUGUGCGAGGCCUUAGGACAAGGACGAGAAAGUCGAGUUCUGAUUGGACUGUGCCGUAAUGGUCUGGGGACGGCUAUCCGAAUGUUAUUCCGUUCCUGUCUGCCUAGCAGCAUGAGGCAUCGCACCCUAAGCUCCAGCCCGGCCCUCUGGGCCUCUAUCCCGUGUCCACGCUCUGAGCUGCGUCUGGACUUGGUUUUAGCUUCUGGACAGUCCUUCCGGUGGAACAUUUCUAAGACAGGAAGGACCUUAAAGAGUUCCAGAUGGGUAACGGUGCUAGGGCUGUCUGCUGGGGUGCCCAGGUGGAAGGAGCAGAGUCCUGCUCACUGGAGUGGCGUGCUGGCAGAUCAAGUGUGGACACUGACUCAGACCGAGGAUCAGCUCUAUUGCACCGUGUACCGAGGAGAGGAUAGCCAGGUCGGCAGGCCCACCGCUGAGGAGCUGCAAGCCCUACACAAGUACUUUCAGCUGGAUGUCAGCCUGACUCCGCUCUACAGCCAUUGGGCUUCUGUAGACACCAACUUCCAAAGAGUGGCCCAGAAAUUCCAAGGUGUGAGGCUACUGAGACAAGACCCCAUUGAAUGCCUCUUCUCCUUCAUCUGUUCCUCCAACAACAACAUUGCUCGAAUCACUGGCAUGGUAGAGCGGCUGUGCCAGGCCUUUGGACCUCGACUCGUUCAGCUUGAUGAUGUCACUUACCAUGGCUUCCCAGACCUUCAUGCCCUGGCUGGUCCAGAAGUAGAGACUCACCUCAGGAAGUUGGGCCUGGGGUACCGUGCCCGCUAUGUUUGUGCCAGUGCCAAAGCCAUCCUCGAAGAGCAAGGUGGGGUAGCGUGGCUGCAGCAGCUUCGAGUGGCCCCUUAUGAAGAGGCCCACAAGGCCCUCUGCACCCUGCCCGGGGUGGGCAACAAGGUGGCUGACUGCAUCUGCUUAAUGGCCCUUGACAAACCCCAGGCUGUGCCUGUGGACGUCCAUGUGUGGCAGAUUGCCCAUCGUGACUACGGCUGGCAUCCUAAGACGUCACAGGCUAAGGGCUUGAGCCCUCUGGCCAACAAAGAACUGGGAGACUUUUUCCGGAAUCUGUGGGGACCUUAUGCUGGCUGGGCCCAAGCAGUGCUGUUCAGUGCUGACCUUCGCCAAGCAAACCUGUCUCGGGAGCGGCCAGCAAAGCGCAAAAGGGCAUCGAAGAAGCCAGAGGGCUAGGUCUCACUACGUAGCACUGGCUGUCCGGGAACCCAUGGAGAUCUGCCUGCUCUGACUCCACGUGCUGGGAUUAAGGGUGUGUGCCUCUGCACCUGGCUCUGGCAAGCACUGAGUCUCAUUGAUUUCUUUUCGCAUGGGUUCUCAUACAGCCUGGCUGUCCUCAAUGCUCCCUCUUAGCUCCCGAGGCCUGGGACUGCAGGCAUAUACCAGCACCAUGCCCAGUCUGUGUGCCAGCCCAGGGAUUCAUGCAUGCUAGGCCAGCGCUCUGCCAGCCGAACUGUGUGCAGUGUCCCGCCCACACUUAUUUUGAGACAGGGUUUCAUGUAGUCCCUGAUCCUCCUGCCUCACCCUCCCCAAGUGCUGGAACAGCAUUAAUUUCAGUGGAGGAAACUGAGGCGCAGAAAGCUUACAUAAUUUGCCUGUUUUUACCAUUUUAUAUCACCAGUAGUACAUGUCCUAUGUACUACUCACGACCAUGUCCAGGGCUACAAUCACCCCCUCAAGACCUGUUUCAGCGCCGGGUUCAUUAUCAUGGUUAUGAUACCACUGUCCCUUUGUCCCUAACCAGAGGUUGGGGCAGCCUUUGACCUCCCCCUCCCUCGGUGUGCCUCCCUCCCGUGCUCCUCCUCCUGCUUCUGAGUCAAGCCCCAGCAUACGCUGCUACUGGGUUUCUCCGGCUUCUCUCCUUGCCUUCACUGCAUCCUGAAAGCCCUUUCUUCAGGAUGAACUCCUGCGUUGUCUUUCUGGAGUCAUCCUCUACAACAGGUGGGUGUCCCACUAUAGCAGUCAGGCCCUCAGUGCCUUAGUUCCUUCAGCCCCUCUAGUCCAGCAGGCCACAUUCUCUUACCUGGCCUCUGCGCUCCUGUUCCCUCUACCUCAGCCGUACUCUCUACACCUGGUUAAUUACUAGUCAACUCUAGGUCUGUGCCACCUUCUGACCCUUCAUGGGUCCCGUGGGCUACAUCAUGUCUCUCAGGAGACGGAGCUCAGGAACCACCUCUGGACUUUAGGGGUCAGGGAGCCUUCAUCGAGUGAACAAGAGAGAUUCUUUGGAAAGCCUCCCUGGGCAGUCCUGUAUGCGGUUAGUACUGGGCACUGUGCAGGUCGAGUCUGGGGAGGACCCAGGAUCACAGGUAUAUGCUGACCUUCCACUUGCUCUUGGCAA
This is a messenger RNA of Apodemus sylvaticus (European woodmouse), 2637 nucleotides long. RefSeq names its product 8-oxoguanine DNA glycosylase (gene Ogg1). Gene Ontology annotation, biological process: base-excision repair; nucleotide-excision repair; base-excision repair, AP site formation. Lineage: Eukaryota; Metazoa; Chordata; Mammalia; Rodentia; Muridae. The transcript has 8 exons. The coding region runs from base 354 to 1472 and encodes 372 amino acids. Gene Ontology annotation, molecular function: damaged DNA binding; 8-oxo-7,8-dihydroguanine DNA N-glycosylase activity. Gene Ontology annotation, cellular component: nucleus. The record is from RefSeq and is a predicted model, not a curated record.